Molecule: messenger RNA, 2102 nt
Organism: Xylona heveae TC161
Lineage: Eukaryota; Fungi; Ascomycota; Xylonomycetes; Xylonales; Xylonaceae
Exons: 1
Coding region: 82-1887 (601 amino acids)
Source: RefSeq, a predicted model, not a curated record
AGAAGAGAAAGGGAGAGAGCUAUCCUCUGCGAUUAGUUUCACCCAUAAGCCAGCCAUGAACGGUUCAGAUACAUCGCCAUCAUGAUGCGCAUACGCGUACGCAUACGCAUCCCUUUCUUCCGCAUCUUUUACUCUACGACAUUUACCGUCCUCCUUCUCGUCUGCCUCGCUCUCCUUGUCAUCACCCCGGCCGACGUUAUUCGACAAUCCAUAGAAGCGAAACACAUUGCGAAUGUCUUUAUUGUCGCCGGUGUCCACAUUCUUGCCUUGAUCACGGCGGCAUUCAUCUAUGCCAGCCGUCUUUUAACCAACCGAAGUGUUCUCUCAGCUAUCCCAGAGCCAUGGGUUCCUGUGCAAGCUGAAGACGUGGGCAAAAAGGUGCGGCGCAUGAUUGUGGACGCUUGGGAGCGCAGCGCAAUCGUCGCAUGGGAUGCAAGGCCAAAACAUACGUCUUCAGAAAUCGAGGAGGUCGAGAAACCUAGCGCAACAGUGAGCGCCGAGUCUUCAGCGGCUUCCGUUGGCCAUCCUAACCUUCGGCUGCACUCGUCUCAGCAACCCGACCACAAUGGACAUGGCGAGAACAAUAAUGGUACAUCCGAAACCACCAUUAAUGUUCGCCCUGUGCAGCCGCCAUGGGGACCUAUAUCUCAUCCCGGCUGGUCCUCGCCGUCAUCUGUUGACCUUCCCAGUGUCUAUUAUCCCACCGUCAUUGCAGAAUUACCAAACCUCAUCGAAGCCAAAGCCGUCUCACUCGCUCCUCCGGACCCCGUUCUCUCCGCAAUGCCUCAAGCUACGAAUGCACCGCGCUUCAUACCUCCUGACCCGCAAGCGCUUGCGUUACUCCGACGCCCUACGGCAAUGGGUCUGCGCGACUACCUAGAAUAUCUCGGACAACUUGGACUUGUCAACCCGCCUGAAGUCGGCGCAGACUUUCUGACCGUCUACGAAUAUGCCCGCUUCUCUGGAGCAGCAUUGACGGAAGCACAGUUUCGUCAAUUGAUGAAUAUUUUCGCCGAACUGCUACGGGGUAUGGUGCAGCUUGAUCCCGUCAUCCUCGCGGCUCUGGCCGAAGAAGCGGAAAUGGAGAGUGAUGAACGUGGAGAGUCAGUGCGAUCAUCCUCAGCUUCAUCAUCUACGUCAACGUCUCCAGCUGCGUCCAUUUCUCCAUCCGGGUCAGCAAUCCGUUACUCCCGACCCUCCUCUUCCUCAUCAGGCCAUUCGCGCCAUUCCAGCCGUAGUCGCAGUCUCAGCCGCACUCCUAGCCCAGACAGCAGCAUCCUCAACCGCCGCAGUAUGCACUCUAUAAUUUCCGACCAUGCUUCUGCGCAUACUGGUCGAUUGCCAAAGCUCGCUUCUACCUUUUUACCAUCCACUGCGCGAAUUGGACGACGCAGUGUGAGUGCUGGAACCGCACAUACGGCACCGGUACCUUCUACUUUUGUUUCUGACCCUACUGCUACUGGUGCAGAUGGUUCUGCCGAUGCAGCCAUAUCUUCACCUCCAAUUCCUGGACAGCAUACCUCUGGAUUCUCUUCACAACGGCCACAAGAUCGGCUUUCCUCUUCUUUUACCGAAGAUAAUAAUAACAUUAAUACUUCUCCACACGCCUCUGAUACCCUUCCGCCAUUAUCCGCUAUUCAAUUUUCACGUUCUGCUCCUCGCAUGCCUUCUGCGCAAUCUCUUCCAGCUACAACUACUGAAACUACUGCCCGCCCGAGCGAUGAAUAUCGUCGCGAUAUGCUUCGGCGUACUCGCCUUCCACAAAUCAUUCUGAAUGUGCCACCGAACGAGCCAAACUCCCCUCGGUCGGUAUCGCCGUCUUCAUCAUCAUCAACGUUCUCGUCGUCGCGAUUGUCCGAUUCUACCAAUACGCGAGAAAAUGCCUAGGGCGUUGUAUAUUGCGUUCAACUGUGGAUAGCUUCUCUUCUUCUUACACACUCUUUUUUCUCCAUAUUUUUUUUUCUAUAGAUAGUAUCAUUUAUAUUCCAACCAGGUUGUGCUGCUCUGCUAAGUAAACGAAUGAUUAUCGUCCACCCAUGUAACAGGGUGAAUAUUAUAGGGCAGAAGGAGGUGAGGUGGUUGGUUCACUAAGUGUCGGUGGG